Micropterus salmoides (largemouth bass) is the source of this 2622-nucleotide messenger RNA. Its product is annotated as low affinity immunoglobulin gamma Fc region receptor II-c-like. Bases 32 to 904 code for a protein of 290 amino acids. Gene Ontology annotation, molecular function: transmembrane signaling receptor activity. The record is from RefSeq and is a predicted model, not a curated record. Gene Ontology annotation, biological process: cell surface receptor signaling pathway. NCBI's taxonomy places the organism in Eukaryota, Metazoa, Chordata, Actinopteri, Centrarchiformes, Centrarchidae. The transcript is spliced from 5 exons.
CAUUCAGUCAGUCGAUCAGGACCCGAGCAGCAUGGACAUCACAACACUGUGCGCUAUUGUCACCUCUCUGAGAGUCAGCCCCAGUAGGAGCCAGUUCUUUCGAUAUGAAUCUGUCACGCUGAGCUGUGGGGAGCAUGAAAACUCCUCUGAGUGGAAAGUUAAGAGAAACACAGCCACAAACAUUAACGAAGAGUGUUCCAUUGACUGGGGGAAAAGAAAUGACUCCCAGUGCUUCAUCGAUGACGUUUACCCAUCAGACACUGGGAUGUACUGGUGUGAGUCUGGAGCUGGAGAGUGCAGCAGUGCCGUCAACAUCACCGUGAACGAUGGCUCUGUGAUCCUGGAGAGUCCAGUCCUUCCUGUGCAGGAGGGAGAAGCUGUGACUCUGCGCUGUAGAAACAGGACAAUGUUCUCCUCCAAUCUCACAGCUGAAUUUUAUAAAAAUGGCCUCCUCUUCGGGAGGAGCGCUACAGGAAACAUGAUCAUGCACGUUUCCAAGACCGAUGAAGGUCUCUACAAGUGUCACAUCUCUGGAGCUGCAGAUUCACCAGACAGCUGGCUGGCUGUCAGAGCAGGGCGUCCUGAAUCUUUUCGCUCCCCUCAUGCAUACAUUCUGCUUCCUGUGGUGGGCGUCUGCCUCUCACUAGCCUCGGUGAUGCUGCUGUGCCUCUGCAUGAGGCGCAAAGCGGGUGCUGCAGGUGAUAUGGACCCCGAGGUGUCAUAUAUUGACGUCACUAUCACACAGAUAGUGCAACCAAAGAAGGACAGAGGUAACACACACACACACACACACACACACACACACACACACACACACUUACAUCUUUUUGUAUCCUUUAGAUUCUGUGUAGGCACCUCACCAAUAUCACUGAUGCUCAGUAGAUAUGUCACAAAGAUCUUCUGAGCAGUUUUAAUCACUCGCUGCACAGCCCUCCUGUUCUGGGCCGAGCACAUCCCCAUGCCAGUUUGUGAUAUUUCUAGUCAGGAUGUUUUCCAUUGCUCCUCUGUAAAUUUAACAAGAUUUUGGCAUAGGAAUUUGGCCUUCUUAAGUUUCCAUAAGAAAUACAGCCGUUUCUGAGUUUUCAUCACCAGCGUGGAGAUGUGAGAUGACCACGACCGGUUCUCUGUGAUGCUGAAUCCCAGGAACCUAAAGUACUUACCUGCUCCACCUUAGCUCCACUGAUGUAAACAGAAGUCAGAUCCAGAAAUGUAACAUAAUGAGUCAUCACCAAAGUCUCAUUACUCUAAAGAAAAGCACAGAAUAUGGAAAUAUACAUGAAACAUGGAACACAGAUGUGGAUAUCAGAGAAUAAAGAUAUAAAACAAAAAGUAAGAAAAUGAGAAAACAGGAAAAAUAUUGCCCUCUAAAUGUCCACAGGGUUCAUAGUUAAUCUAACCAAUGUGUGUGAAACUUCUCUACAAAGGCUACUUCACAACAGUGUAAAGGUCUGUGUUAUUAUGUCUGCUGGGAUAAAUUAUCUAAAAGAUUUGAUUUGACAUAGAGAGAGAGAGCUUGGAGGAUAGAUUUGCUUUGCUUCCAGUGAACAUGUCCACCACUUACAGUUUAAUCAGGAGAGACUUCAUCUAAACAAAUACUUUAUUCACAUGAGCACAAUGAAUAUGGAAAAUGUCGAAUAGUCUUUGGCGAUUAGACCCCAUUGUGACAUCAUGAUAUUUAUAGGGAGUGGUGAAGCCAUUACGUGGUAUAGAGCAGACCUCAGCUUUAUUAUCUUGCUUGUUAAUAGUUUGCAUGUGUUUGUUUUUUCCUCAGAAAUGGAUGAUACAACAACCACCUACUCAACAAUCAAACCAGGAGCCACCUGAGAGAACAGCAGAACCAGUGUUGAAGUCUAUUUUAUAUAUGUAUAAUGUAUUAAACUGAAGAAAUGUUAAAUGUCUGUUUUAAUAAAACACAGUGGAUUACAGUUUUUUAAACUUCUUUUUUCCAAACCUCGUUGACAAUUGUUAGACACUCACCUGAGCAUUUUUUAAACUAUAUUUUAUUUAUCUGCUCUGUCUCACUUGCACAGGUUUUGUUUUGCAUUGUUCUGUCUGUGUUGUCAUGUGUAGGUGUGUAGUUUCAAAUAAUUUGACUCAUUUAAAGAAACUCUAUGUGUUUGAAGAGGAAGCUACUUUCUCAUUCCUGUCCAACAUAUCUUAAACUACAAAGAGAAUACAAUUAUUCAAGCAAGAAAUAAUGAAGAUAAAAAGACAGAGGAAGAAGAAAAAUAUUUAUAGUAUGUUUGCACUGUUUCAUAUGAAAUAAUUACUGUGCAGUGGAUCUGACACCUAGAUACAAAGAAACUGUAAAAGGAAAAGAACUUGAAAUAAAAAAGUACCUAUCUGUAUGUAUGAGUUUAUUGAUGUAGAAUUUGUUGAUUAUGCCAAUUAUAGAAUGGUUUCUUCUUCAUCAGGAAGUUUUUUUUGUCACACCAGCUGGUUUGUGGGACUUUUUUGAGAUAACAGAUGCUGCAGAGUAGAAACUUACUUUGUGUUAUCCUGAACUAAGUGUGUUAUGUUUGUUUCCUCCUACAGUCUAAACACAGGCUGUCUGUUCACGUGACUGAGUGGGUUUCUAUGUGAGCCUCGUAAUAAAGCGUGUACCUGACCUCUUGCCCAGUG